UCAUAAUUAGCGUAAGCGACAAUCAAUCGAACUUCGAGGCUCUUUUUAAUGGGUAAAAACAUCGAAGUCGAUCUGUAAUUGCUUAUGGUUAUUUAAGUAUUGCUUUAGAUCACUAGCGGUAUUGCAGCGAUAAGAAGUACUGACUACACCGAAAGAGUUUUGAAUGAACUCCGAAAGGAAACGUAAAAUGUGAGCGUGGCCCAUCACAUAACAAAAUCGACAUCCGAUUGAACAUCUUUAUGUGUAGAUGACGCUUGGCGGAAAAGAAUACCUAAAAUUACGUGGGUGUACAUUUCGCGUUUUUGGUUACAUGACAGAGCCCUCCGAUGGUUGACGCGUUUAUCCUAUUUUUCGAUCUCAUCAAUAGCUCACCGAAGCUAGGGUGAUUGAUAAGAGAUUGACUGGUAGUAGUCUAUCAAAAGCUAAUAGUGGAAGCGAUGCUGAAAUGGUUACGGGCUUUCUUAACAAGGUUUCGACCUCAUCUAGGAUGGAGACAAUCUCCAGCAAUGUCAACGGGUGGUGAGACGACAGAAUCGGUAAAAUUGGAGAGUUGUGAUGAAUUCGAUAGUUAUUCCGGUACUCCGUGGGCGGGUCCUUCGGCGAUGCCUGCCAACUCAAAUGUAAAGCCCCUGGACAAUGCAGAAAAAGGAACGAAGUGGGGGCGCGAUCGCUUGCCUCAUCCCCAGAUAGAAUAUCGACUUUCGUUAUGGUCGAUACUCAAAAAGUGUUGCGGAAAGGAGUUAUAUCGACUGGCUAUGCCUGUGGAAAUUAAUGAGCCAUUAAGUUUCCUUCAACGAUUAGCCGAGAUAAUGGAGUACUCGGAUUUGCUGGAACAAGCAGCAGCGGAGAACGAUCCCGUACGUCGUAUGCAGUUUGUUACAGCGUUUGCAGUGGCUAGUCUGAGCUCAAACCUCGAAAGGCUUCGGAAACCCUUUAAUCCAAUUCUCGGUGAAACCUAUGAGCUCAACAGAAGCAACGAGGCGAGCGGCUGUUUUCGUCUGGUAUGCGAACAGGUAUCGCAUCACCCGCCUAUUUCAGCUUUAUAUGCUGAAAGCUGCCGAGGGACGUACGAAAUCGACUGCAAUAUCAAUCCUCGCCUCACUUUCUGGGGAAAAAGUGUUGAGAUAAAGCCUCAUGGCUCGAUUUCCGUGCGCUUUUUAAAGAGAGCCAAUGAAAUAUAUAAGUGGAAUAAUGUGGACUGCCGUAUACACAACAUCCUGAUAGGAAAACUAUAUUUAGAACAAUGUGGAGAACAGGUGGUCGAUUGCAAGCGUACCGGACUCCGAUGUCAGAUACGCUACCUUUCAUCUAAAACGACCGAAGACAUGCACAAAAUAGAAGGAGAGAUGUUGGAUGCAGGAGGCAAGGAACUGUUAAAACUUUCUGGAUAUUGGGCGAAGGAGCUUUUUUUUUCGGAUAAUUGCCGCGUUCCCAUUUGGCGCGCGGAACCGCGCCCUGCCAACUCUGGGGAGUAUUACAAUUUUACGUCAAUGGCAAUGGCUCUAAAUGAAAUGCCAGCAAAAACGGCCCAAAAGACUACCGUCACUAAACAUGAAGGAGCACCUUUGAAGCCAUCUUCCGUCUUAGCCUGCAAAAUGGCAGAUUUAACAGCGCCUGCACGGACUGAUAGCCGCUUCAGGUUGGACAUACGCAAACUUGAGAAGGGGGACGUUGAAGGGGCGGCGGAAGAAAAAUAUCGUUUGGAAGAGAAACAGCGGGCAGCGCGUAAGGCCCGAACGGAUGCAGGAAUUGAGUGGAAGCCUCUCUGGUUCGAAAAAAUCGGUGAAGAACGUUGGACGUACCGUGGAGAAUUUUGGAGUAGAAAAACCGAUUCGCAGCUACCUGAUCUAUUUUAAAGGAACCUGUUGCCACUUAGCGUAAAUGACCCAACUUCGGCCGACUUCUUCUAUGGAGAACGUAUUUUCAAUCGCAGUCGAUGCAUCGAAUGCUACGAUAGAAAUACUGGGAAAGACAGGACACUUUUCGUGCGUCAAGUUGCUUGAGGACAAGAGGACUAAUCGUUUAGAUUCUAUCGUUAAAAAUACAAAUGUUGGUCGCCUUCUGCGAUAAUAACUAUUGCGCAACUACCGCUUUAGCGGCCAACGUACAACAUAAUAGUCAACGGCGAUUCGAACACAAUAUUGUAUUCUAUAGAGUUAGUGUCUUUAAGGCAUGAUUUCAUAAGACGUGAUAGUUGGUUAAUUAACUUACGUUAUGAAAGAUGACGACAACUGCUGAGAUUUGGUAUAUGAUUAUAUGAGUUACAUAUUAACAAUGGAAAUAAAAAAAUCGUGACCA
Varroa destructor (honeybee mite) is the source of this 2298-nucleotide messenger RNA. Its product is annotated as oxysterol-binding protein-related protein 1-like. Gene Ontology annotation, cellular component: perinuclear endoplasmic reticulum; cytosol; plasma membrane. Gene Ontology annotation, molecular function: sterol binding. The record is from RefSeq and is a predicted model, not a curated record. NCBI's taxonomy places the organism in Eukaryota, Metazoa, Arthropoda, Arachnida, Mesostigmata, Varroidae.